GUCUAAGCAACUGUGGUAUCCAAUGUCUGCCCAAAAGCAUACGUUAGCUUUGAGAUGUUUACGUUGGAAAUUAUCAUUGCUGGUCACGGUUCCUGCAACUUUGACAUAUGUAGCAAUAGCAGCCAGAACACAGGCUAUAAGCAUCAGGAAAUAA
Messenger RNA from Funneliformis caledonium, 154 nucleotides. NCBI's taxonomy places the organism in Eukaryota, Fungi, Glomeromycota, Glomeromycetes, Glomerales, Glomeraceae. The record is from the annotation of a GenBank genome assembly.